Perognathus longimembris pacificus (Pacific pocket mouse) is the source of this 468-nucleotide messenger RNA. RefSeq names its product late cornified envelope protein 1A-like. Bases 1 to 468 code for a protein of 155 amino acids. Lineage: Eukaryota; Metazoa; Chordata; Mammalia; Rodentia; Heteromyidae. Gene Ontology annotation, biological process: epidermis development. The transcript has a single exon. The record is from RefSeq and is a predicted model, not a curated record.
AUGUCCUGCCAGCAGAGCCAGCAGCAGUGCCAGCCCCCUCCCAAGUGCACCCCCAAGUGCCCUCCCAAGUGCCCUGCCCCCAAGUGCCCCCCAAAGUGUCCCCCGAAGUGUCCUCCUGUCUCCUCCUGCUGUAGCCUUGGCUCUGGGGGCUGCUGCGGCUCCAGCUCUGGGGGUGGCGGCUGCUGCAGCUCUGGGGGCUGCUGCAGCUCUGGGGGUGGCGGCUGCUGCCUGAGCCACCACAGGCCUCGCCGAUCUCUCCGACGCAGACACCAGAGCUCUGGCUGCUGUGGUAGCAGUGGCGGCGGCAGCAGCUGUUGUGGUAGCAGUGGCGGCGGCAGCAGCUGCUGUGGUAGCAGUGGUGGUGGCAGCAGCAGCUGUUGUGGUAGCAGUGGUGGCGGCAGCAGCUGCUGUGGCAGCAGCGGUGGCAGUAGUGGUGGAAGCAGCAAGAAAUCUGGAGGCUGCUGCUGA